UGUGGAGCUCUAAAGUCUGAGCUCUCCGGGAGCUCUUGAACACAGCAUACGGGGCGGGGCUUUUGCGUAACGUUCACCGUCCAUUUGUUUUCACCGCCGCCGAGUGAAGUCAUGGAUCUGUAGGGAAACACGGCGGCGUGCUCACUCAACACUGUCAGCGUCACACCAGGAGGAAGUCAUUAUUUUGUCCAAACGUGUUUUUAUUGUGUCCUGGAAGCAGCGACGAUGUCCGGCGGCUGGUGGAGCAGCGCGGCGGUGACUCACGGGCUGAUGGCUCUGUUCGCCAUGGGCUCCUGGAUCUCCGUGAACUGCCUGUGGGUCGAGCUCCCGGUGGUUGUCAGUGUCCUGCCCGAAGGGUGGAACCUGCCUGCCUACCUCUCAGUGCUGAUAGCCUUUGGGAACCUGGGCCCGAUAGCAGUGACCAUUACGCACCACUGCGCUCCAGGCAGGUUAAACGAACGCCUCCUCAUCCACUGCAUCCAGCUGCUGGCGGUGGUGGUGUCUGCUUUCCUGGCCGUCUUCUGGUCACACACAGUCACGAUAGCCGGGGAAGAAAGAUCGCUACCGUUCCUGCUCUUCACCUUCAUGUUGUCUCUGGUUUGCUGUACGUCCAACGUCACCUUCCUGCCUUUCAUGUUCCGUUACCCCCCUCAGUAUAUCCGUACCUUCUUUAUCGGACAGGGCCUCAGCGCCUUGUUCCCUUGUAUUGUGGCCUUGGGGCAAGGCGUCGGGAAGGUGGAGUGUAAAACGGUGAAUGGCACGGUGCAGCCCGAGUAUCUCAAGGAGAGCUUCCCUGCCCAGAACUUCUUCUGGUUCUUGUUUGUCAUGCUGUCCAUCUCAGCCAUCAGCUUCCUGGCUUUGACACAGAGACAGCCCACAUCGCAACAAGACACACCGCAGCAGGAGUCAGGCACUGCAGCAGGAGCAGCAAAGGAAAACGGAGAGGAGACGCACCCGCUGCACAACGGAGGGACUCCGGUGUCCGAGGACCAGGUGCAGGUGGAGGAACAACCGCCGGUCCCGACGUUUUGGACACUGCGUAACGUCUACCUGCUGCUGCUGCUCGGUGUGUCCAACGCCCUCACCAACGGGGUCCUGCCCUCUGUCCAGAGCUUCUUCUGUCUGCCCUAUGGCACCAUGGCCUUCCACCUCUCUGUGGUCCUGGGAAACAUAGCGAACCCCCUGGCCUGCUUUGUGGCCAUGUUUGUUCUCCUCAGGUCCUCCUCUGGUCUCGGGAUCAUGUCUCUGGCAGGAGGAGUAUUUGCUGCGUAUCUCAUGGCAUUAGCAGUCCUCAGCCCCUGCCCCCCUCUGUUGGGGAGCCAUGCUGGAGUGGCAUUAGUGGUCAUCUCCUGCAUCAUGUUCACUGGCCUCUUCUCCUAUCUGAAGGUAGUGAUUGGGACGCUGCUGCACGAGGCGGGACACGCCGCCCUGCUGUGGUGCGGCAUCUCCAUCCAGGCCGGCUCCCUCAUCGGAGCACUCAUCAUGUUCCCCCUGGUCAGCGUCUAUCACGUGUUCUCCAGGUCUCAAGAAUGCGUGGAAAACUGCAGUUAACGAUGGCGAGAUACGAAAGGUUUCCUCUGGGUUUCUUUUGUUUUGGACACACAGCUCCCAUUCAUUUCUCACGUGAUGACUGUUUCCCCCUGCUUUUUGGGGGUUCCUCUGCUAAACACCAGAUAGCCCUUAUCAUUCCUGGGGCUCAUGCUACGGGUGAGGCAUCCUCUCCCAAGUCAAAGAACAUCUUGAGAGGCCUGGGAUCUUGUGUAAGAGCAUUCCCAGAUAAUGGGAGCAUUGAGUUGCUGUACACUGGCCAAGGGGAUGUGAAAUGCCCAUGACCCAGUAAUACCACAAGUGCUUUGUGUGGUAUUUUGUAAUGAAUCUCUAUGUAGUUGAAGUUGUUUACAAUAGCAAGCAGAGCUGCUGCUGGGUAUUUUUUUUUCCACUACCCCGUAUCAUGUGAAGAGUAUGAUUUACUCAGGGACAGAAUCACUCACUCAUUAAUCUACGUUGUUGCCCCUGGGCUGAAAAAAAAAGAGAGAAACAUAUCCAGAAGAUACAGUGGCACUCUAAGCUACAAACAACCCCCCCUCUCCCAGCAGCACUGAAAGUUAUUGUAGUCUUUUAAUUUUUGUGGCACAUCGCUGGCUACCUCUUCUACGUCAUUCCGUUAGAUGAAACUGAAGAUUUUGCUAAACAGAUCACACUCAGUCUUUGAUUGUCAGACUGAGACGCACAGCUCAGUCACCCUGUUGAAGUCAAUAUUUAAUGACUUGAACCAUGCAGUUUAUAGACGAAGACACACUUAUGUGCUGUGUCAUUUGUUAAAGUCAAGCCAAAAUCAUUUGCGUACACCUGAGAAAUUUUAUCUCUGCAAAGUAUGGUUUUUUACCAUUUUAUUUCUCCUUUAAAUUUGAUUGUGUGUGUGGUUUGUCAGUGUUUUGUACUAACAUUUUUUUUUUUUUUUUAAGAUAACCGAUCGUUUUUGAAUUUGCAAUCGUUUCAAAUGUACAGUAAGAUCAUGUCACCUUAAGGGAAAAAUAUCCUACUUUGAGCAUUUGAUUCAUCAGUUUCUCUGUAAUGCUGUCAACAAGGGAUUGUGUCAUUUCAGUGCCUGAAGGAAUAACAUUGUAUGUAUGUGAAUGUGUCUACCUUGUUGAUUUUUUUUUUGUUAAACAUGCUGCUACAGUACAUCAAAUUUAUUGGAAUUUUGCAAGAGUGUCAAAAAAUUUGCCUUUCCUUUUUGAUGAAUAAUAGGCGUGGAAAUGUUAAGUACUGUAAUGUUUGUACUGAUUUACGCUGAUUAGCAAAGGGUAAAUAAUGUGAUUAAUAGUUUCUCUCAACACAUUUGUGUUUGUAUGAUGGUGCACAUUUGAAACCUUCCUCAGUUCUCAUUUUGUUUUGACGUUUUGACUUUAUCCAUUGAUUUCCAUGCCAACCUUUAAUUCUACAUGAAAUACACCAGGGAUGUGAUAUCAAACGCCUUACAGUGUGUUAAGUGUAGUGUUAUGAAAUGAUUGAUACACAAUAAAGGAUUUUUUGAAAAACAAA
Myripristis murdjan (pinecone soldierfish) is the source of this 3045-nucleotide messenger RNA. Its product is annotated as solute carrier family 52, riboflavin transporter, member 2. NCBI's taxonomy places the organism in Eukaryota, Metazoa, Chordata, Actinopteri, Holocentriformes, Holocentridae. Gene Ontology annotation, molecular function: riboflavin transmembrane transporter activity. Gene Ontology annotation, biological process: riboflavin transport. The record is from RefSeq and is a predicted model, not a curated record. Bases 226 to 1551 code for a protein of 441 amino acids. Gene Ontology annotation, cellular component: plasma membrane. The transcript is spliced from 4 exons.